AUGCUAAAUAGUGACAAAGUCGGGCUGCGGAAUCGGUACCUUUCCCGAUGUCUCGACGCCUUUCCAGUCAACCUCAUCAAAAAGACUUGUCUAUCCUUGAAGCGAGCUACAGCAUUUCAUUUGUGCACGUUCAUGUUCAACCGUUGUGGCAGCUCUUCUCCUCUCAUGCGACAUUCUCCCACCAAUUCUCUCUCGGGGACAGCUUGUGACCUCAAAACUCUUAUCCGCUCUACAAGUGUUCCGAAUAGGCUGUUCUCUUCACGCCUCCCCCCGUACGCCCCAACAGCACGACAAAUCUACCAAGCUGAAUGUAGAUGCUGA
This is a messenger RNA of Protopolystoma xenopodis, 321 nucleotides long. NCBI's taxonomy places the organism in Eukaryota, Metazoa, Platyhelminthes, Monogenea, Polystomatidea, Polystomatidae. The record is from the annotation of a GenBank genome assembly.